Messenger RNA from Ostrea edulis (European flat oyster), 2476 nucleotides. RefSeq lists its product as uncharacterized. Lineage: Eukaryota; Metazoa; Mollusca; Bivalvia; Ostreida; Ostreidae. The record is from RefSeq and is a predicted model, not a curated record. Bases 12 to 2108 code for a protein of 698 amino acids. The transcript is spliced from 2 exons.
UUGAAUGGGUGAUGCUGAUCCUAGGCAUCACUUGUCACGUGGUCCUCACAGUGACUGGUAGCACUCUUCCGGUGGUGUACAUAGAGAGUCUCGGGAUCAACAUCACCGGAAACGCUCAGGAUGAUCAAAAGGCUAUUCAGAGAGUGCUCAGAGAAAUGAACAUGACCUUGGCUGAAUUGUUAAAUCUUCUCCCGGAAAUCGAUAAAUGGACAUCCCUGAAUGAUUCCAUUUCGUUUCCCAACACGGAAGAUGUAAAUGAAGAUGGCGCUGUUGUCAGCUGGGGCGUGAUCAUUCCUGUUAUACUGAUUGUUGUAUUCCUGGUAACAGUAACAACAUGCUUACUUUGGCACACAUGGAUCAAUCGAAGACGACCAAAUGUAUCGGUAGACAAAACUCCAGAUGCCAAUAUUGGUGGUCGAUUUAAGAGAGGCAACAAAAAUACUUCGGACUUUGUGCGCGGAUCCACCAGGUCCACCACUCCUCUUCGAUCAAGCGUUAGGGAAAACGUUCAUGUAACGGCCUUACCACACCAACACACCGACAAGUUUACGUUUGUGUGGGACAAAGACAAUUGGAGACUAUGCCCGCCAUCAGAAUCGCGACUACAGAGGUCCGACCACAAUAAUAACGCCCUGCGCCAACAAUUAUCACCCAUUGAAGAAUCCGAAACAUCCAUUGCCAACGUCUCCAGGUCUUUCAACCUUAGAGCACAGCCUCCGUAUUCGCCAUAUCACCUUACAUACAUCCACGCGCCACCUCCAUCUUAUGAGGAGUCGGAGGUGAGUUCUACAGGAAAAACCAUUCCGAUGCAUUCCUUACAAACCACAAAUACAACCCAAAGUGAAGAAUCCUGCAGUGCCUGUUUGAAGCACGGUAAAUCACUCACUAUGAGUUCGCCAUUUUAUCCACAUCACAACACACCCACAACAGAGUGCGAUUUGGAUGAUCCAUCGAACAAGAAAUUUAAUUCGGUAGCAACCACAACCCUAUCCCAAUAUACUAGCUAUCCCUCAUCACCAAUGUCGUCAUCUGCCAGGAGUCUUACCGCUUCAAACAUUGACACGGGACCAGAAGCCUCUUUGAUGAUGUCCUACCAAGAACCUGCGUGUCCACCGUCUUCUUUGCAGAGUGAUUUUGCUCAAUCGACUAACAAAAUUUCAGGGAGAGUCAGUCAUAACGGAAGUGACGUCAGUGGAGGCGUACCCAGCCUUCCUAGCAGCAUCUUGUGUUAUCACCAAGAAAUGGCAGGAGAUAACAGUCUGAAACCUUUCGGGAAAACUCCCAAUUUCUCUCCCCAUGCUUUUCAGGGAAGCGCUGGAAGUAGUUUGAUGUCCGCCGACACUCACUAUGAAGACAACACCUCUCUCCUGCCCAAUGUAGGAAGUAGCAAUACCUCGGAGAAUCCAACCGGAUCUCUUCAAUUCCAUACCAGUCUGUCCCUUAAUCCGUCCCUUCCUCUCUCCCAUUCAGCAAUACCUUCUUUACAGAAUUCUUUGAAUCCUUCAAUUCAGUUUGCGACAUCGUUCAAUCCAUCUAUCCAAUACUUCAAUACCCUGAAUCCUUCGCUUCGGUAUGCAAAUUUUGCUUCCUGUCAAAAUAUCAGUGCCGAGGACCUGUCGAAAAUGGUGGAUGAGAUGUCCUCUAUUCGUCCAAUUUCACAUGAGGACACGGUAAAUCGUGGUGCUGUCAUACAUAGUGUAAUUGGAUACGAUGGGACUGUAGGACAGAGCUAUGUAGCUGAUAUAUGCCCACCGCAAUCAGUAAGUGAAGUCGAUACAAACUUCCACCAGAGUAUCACCGAGCUGUUCAAAAGUUGGAGCGUCACGGCUGAACUGGAUUACAGUUCUCUUAGUUCACACACUGCCUCGCAGCGUGCGGAUCCAACUGUGGCUUUAGAUCGCCAAUCGGAGCACAGUUCUUUUGCUGCGUCACAACCCACAGAGACGUCAUCUGUUUGGGAACAGCGACAAGACAUACGGAUGCAGGAGAGACGCAAGAAUCCCGAUGAUUUCCGCAGACAGCACGUGCAGUUAGAUCAGUUACCCAUUCCUGGCAGACGAGUUCAGUUUGAUGUACCCAUUCUCGUCAACAAAACUUACUGGGUUUGAAAUCUGAGUGUGUAAUGGUGAAUUGAAUUACAUUAAAAUUCAUCUGCUAAACAUUUUGAAUAUUGUCCAUGCAGCAAUUCAUAUUCUAGCAUUAAUACGAGGAAAUGGCUAGUUACUGUACCUAUACCUAUCGUUGUCAAUAUUAUAAUACAUGUCAUAAUUGUACAUAGAUAUCAUCUGAUAUUUUGUUUUCAAUUUAUAAGUAUCAAAACUUAUAGAAUAAUCUAUCUACGCCUCGAAUGUUUUGAAGUGCUAUUUCUUAAUCUUAUUUAUCUACUUGUUUGUAAUAAAUCAAACUUAUUUGCAUUUUCCAGAUGUUGUAGAACUGUAGUAUGAGCACUGAAAUAAAGAAAGGUUCAUAAUCGUCA